CAUCCCUCAUCUUUCGCGCACAUCCCCUCUUCAGGUAUGCGUGUACCACCACAUGACUUUGCUGGUUAAGAGGAGAGUGUACAAGACGCUGGCCUUUGUCUUUCUGGCCAACGUUUGGAUCAUCCAUAAAAAAAUGCCGCAGCGCCAGAGCGCCCGCUUUCGUAAGUCUUCUGGUACAAACACCAAUUUUGCCCUUCCGCCCGGUCUUCCCAGAGAGCAGCAGCAGCCAGCGACACCAACAUGCAGUACUCCCUCGUUUUCCUGGCCGUUGUGGCGAUGCUGGGCUCGGCGCUUGGAUUCCAGGUUGCUCCCAGGGGAUUGUCGACGGCAUCGCACUGCUCGGGAGUAUCCAUGUCCCCACGGUCGUCGUCCUCGUUCACCGCACGACCGGUGACGGCCACAGCAGCAGGGGCAGCAGCACCCAGAGCCUCCGCGCACAAGAGGAGACAACAACGGUUCAGCAUGCAGUUCGGAGAAGGAGGCGGGCCAAUCGAGAAGGGAACCAUGCCGUCCUACGAAGAAGAGCAGGAGAAGGCGUUCUUUAACAGCGAGCUGGACAACGCCCCGGCGACGGAGAAGGUGAAGGACCCCGUUGUGAUCAUCACGUUGGCCUGGAUCCUGGGGAUGUUCCUCCUGGCCACCGGGCUCAUCCUCAACGGCGUCAACUAGUUAAAACCUAACUGUUUGUCUC
Ectocarpus siliculosus is the source of this 691-nucleotide messenger RNA. NCBI's taxonomy places the organism in Eukaryota, Phaeophyceae, Ectocarpales, Ectocarpaceae. The record is from the annotation of a GenBank genome assembly.